UCCCCUUCAGUGAUCCACUACCGUCGUCAUUAGUGUGAAUAAACGAGUAAGUGGUCAUGACGUGGGCUCCCUGGUUCUGAGACGAGGCAGUUGUUUACCCGGCAUCGAUACAAAGUCGGUGUGUUCGGUCUGGAUACCCAGCGGCUUCUUUUGUCGGAUAUGUUUUUGUGAACGUGAGUCCUUCAGGUAAUGAUGAUAACAGCUUGGCUCAAAGAAAGGACUUGAGAGGAAAGGAUGGGCAGGAGUGUCUGGGGCUUCAGGAAGAGUGUCUUCUCUACUGCGGUGCUCUAUGGCUCACUGGCCCUUUUUACAUCCAUCCUCCACAAUGUGUUCCUGCUUUAUUAUGUGGAGACGUUUGUGUCCAUCUACAAGAUUGAUAAAAUCUCCUUCUGGGUGGGAGAGACUGUAUUUCUUAUCUGGAACAGUCUGAAUGACCCUCUCUUCGGUUGGCUGAGUGACCGCUCCUUCCUCAGCUCUCCUCAGUCAUCCUCUCAGAUCACAUCUCCAGAGGUGGUGCUGAAGCGCCUUAAGGCCCUUUCUACUAAUGGCCCUCUCUUCGCUGUGUCCUUUCUGGCAUUCUGGGUGGCAUGGGCCAGUCCAGGCCUGCAGUUCCUGCUGUGCCUGUGUGUGUACGAUGGUUUUCUCACCAUGGUGGACCUCCACCACAGCGCCCUGCUGGCUGACCUCGCCGUGUCUGCCACCGACCGCACACGCCUCAACUUCCACUGCUCUGUGUUCAGCGCUUUGGGCUCCAUCUCUGUUUUCCUGUCGUAUUCUGUCUGGGACAAGGAAGAUUUCUACUCCUUCCGUCUGUUUUGCUUGACUCUGGCAGCUUUUUCCAUUUUGGGCUUUUUUGUUGUGUCUCGGCUACUGCAGCAACGUUUCAACAAGGAAAUCCGUCUAAAACAAGAUGAGGCGUCAACACUAAAAGAGCUAAGUGUUGGUCAUGCUCCAUUUACUGACGCACAGAAACCCAUCACUAUUGGACAGUAUCUGAAACAGCUCUCCAAGCACAGAAACUUCAUGUGGUUUGUGUCCAUGAAUCUAAUCCAGGUGUUUCACUGCCACUUCAACAACAACUUCUUUCCACUUUUCCUCGAACAUCUCUUGUCCGAUAACAUCUCUGCCUCUACAGGUUCUAUCCUGCUCGGGAUCUCUUACGUUGCCCCCCACCUGAACAACUUGUAUUUCCUGACACUGUGCCAGCGUUAUGGGGUUUACCAGGUUAUCCGCUGGCUGUUUAUGCUCAAACUGGGACUUAGUGUGGUUAUGCUGCUUGCAGGGGCUGACCACAUUUAUCUGCUGUGCAUCUUCAUCGCUAGUAACCGGGUGUUUACAGAGGGAACCUGCAAGCUGCUGAAGCUGGUCAUUUCUGAUCUGGUUGACGAGGACUUUGUGGUGAACAGACGUCAGCAGGCCGCCUCGGCUCUCCUCUUUGGGAUGGUCAACCUGUUGACCAAACCCGGCCAGACAUUCGCCCCGCUCAUCGGCACCUGGCUGCUCUGUGUUUACACAGGUUAUGAUAUUUUCCAGAGGUCACCCGUGAAGGAUACUGUGUCUUCAUUUGACUCAGGAACUCCGCCUCUCCGCCUGGGCUGUUUUUACAUGUUGGUGUUCGUGCCUAUCACCUGUGCCCUGCUCCAGCUGGCCACCUGGUCUCGUUUCACUCUUCACGGCCAAAAGCUACAGGGAAUCAAGACCCUAAGGCAGGGGACUCAGCACGGUGGUCUCAUCGAUGUCAAGACUAUUUAAAACAAAGGAAAAUAUGCAUGGAGCUGCACAAAGACACUUUUUAAAUAACCAUUCUUAUGUUUAUGUAAUAUUCUAAGAAUCAAAAAGCUGCCGUGUCGUCACUCUGCAGCUUUCAUUGUGAAAUUACGAACUAUUACAUAAAUUCUUUUUGUAUAGUGGAAAAUCCCUCAAGGAAAACAUUUUUGUAUAACUGAACCAUGCCUUAUUUUUUAUAUUGGAAUUCAGAUUAUAUUUAUAUUUAAAUUGAAGACCAAAUGCUAACAUUAAACCAGUCAUUCCUUUUAGGGUUUGUGGACCAAGUUGAAACCGCUUUAAACUAAAUGAUGCACUGUUUAAAAUGGUUUGUAAAGCAUUAUUAUCACCCAGUAAUAUUCCUUCGCUUCAGCUUGUUUUUCCAAACCAGGAAAACAGAUCUACGAUUUUCUGUGUAGAGAGAGCAAAGACUGGACUAUAACUGCAUUGAAUUCAGAGUGCCAUUAAUCCAGCAUAAAACCUGCAAUUCAGCACAGCUAAUUUAAAUGUUUACCACAUAGACUGUCCGGCCAGAAAUGUAUAUAUUUCUUGUGCUGAAUAUGUACUUGCUUUGUCAUCUGUCUGUAAUUACCCAACUUUUUCAGUUUGUCCUAUUUGAUAUUAUCAUAAUAAAAUGAAGGCAAGAAAUUA
This is a messenger RNA of Girardinichthys multiradiatus, 2415 nucleotides long. It is a transcript of the gene slc68a1a, whose product is annotated as major facilitator superfamily domain containing 13A. The record is from RefSeq and is a predicted model, not a curated record. NCBI's taxonomy places the organism in Eukaryota, Metazoa, Chordata, Actinopteri, Cyprinodontiformes, Goodeidae. Bases 235 to 1752 code for a protein of 505 amino acids. The transcript is spliced from 9 exons.